Molecule: messenger RNA, 840 nt
Organism: Hyaloperonospora brassicae
Lineage: Eukaryota; Oomycota; Peronosporomycetes; Peronosporales; Peronosporaceae
Source: the annotation of a GenBank genome assembly
AUGGCCAGCGUCCUCUUCGACAGCUACCAGCAAUGGGCCCGCAAGAUGGACGUCGUGCUCAUGGACUGGGUCGACCCCACGCUGCGGUACCGCCAGUCGCCCAUGCAGAGCUACUUCCUGGCCGACUUUGGCACAGUCUUUGCGCUCUGCGUCGGCUACCUCACCUUUGUUGUCGUGGGCACGCUCGUGAUGAAGUCGGGUGUACGUGCGCUCAACACAGCGCCCCUGCAAUUUGUCUACAACCCCAUUCAAGUCGUGCUGUGCUCGUACAUGACUGUGGAGGCGAUCCUCCAGGCCCGUCGCCACAACUACUCAGCUACUCCGUGCAAUGCCUUUGACCACGAGCACCCGGUCAUGGGGAACUUGAUGUACAUCUUCUACCUGUCCAAGGUGCUGGACUUCUGUGACACUUUCUUUAUUAUUAUGGGCAAGAAGUGGAAGCAACUGUCCGUGCUGCACGUCUACCACCACGUCACCGUGUUCUUUUGCUACUGGGCCAACUUUCGCACGUCGUAUGACGGCGACCUUUACAUGACCAUCGUGCUGAACGGUGGCGUACACGCGAUCAUGUACAUGUACUACUUCGUGAGCUCGCACACGCGCAAGAUCUGGUGGAAGCCAUACUUGACGACAGUCCAAAUGAUCCAGUUCCUGCUCAUGAACGCGCAAGGCUACCUCAUGGUGUCGCGCUCGUGCCCGGGCAUGCCGUACAAGAUCUCCGUCAUGUACCUCAUCUACGUGCAGUCGCUCUUCUGGCUCUUCAUGAAUUUCUUUAUAGUCAACUACUGUCUGACCUCGAGGAAGCCUGAGUCGGUCGAGGCGGAGAAGAAGAGGGUGUAA